Messenger RNA from Oryza sativa Japonica Group (Japanese rice), 1353 nucleotides. The record is from RefSeq and is a predicted model, not a curated record. NCBI's taxonomy places the organism in Eukaryota, Viridiplantae, Streptophyta, Magnoliopsida, Poales, Poaceae.
AGUCACCAACUUUCGCCUGACUUGCUAAUACAAGUUUAUAUAGUGCUCAUACAGAUCAGUAGAACAUUGGUUUUAUUUUGCAGUGAUAAGGCAACUGAUCUACUUUUGUAGUACUAUAAUAGAACUUUUGACACAAUCAUUGUAAUGCGUAUGCAUGACAAACCCGUUUGCUGUUGGCAGGCUGUCAUUUUUUUAUUUAAAGCAUAUAUGACCAUUGUAUGAUUCAUUGUACGGAUAUUGUGGGUAUUUACUGGCUGCAAAAUGUAUUAGGGGAAGGACUGCGUUUUGACAUCUCUAAUUUAAGUGCGCUGGAAUAUUAAGAAGCAAAUGCGAUAGAGAUUUUGGUUACAAGCUUAUGGUUUGAGGUAAUGCUAAUUUACUUGUUUUUGUCCAGCUAAUGCUAAUUCACUUCUUUUCAUCUCUCAGGGAGCAUCCCACAAGUUGGUUGUUGACAUCAUCCAAAACCGUGGAGACAAAUUAGAGCCCAUUAUUUGUAGUUUCUUGUGUUCCAUGCAAUUUCAACAACGAUAUGCCGGUUUUUCUCAUGACGCACUCAGGGUUUUUGGCAUGACCAAUGGUGUCAAGCAGGGACUACGCCAUCAACAUAUUAAUUUCCAAUGUGAUUAUGACUCUGCAACAUGUACUUUCUUACUAUUUUCCCUGAAUGUGCAUGCUUCCUGCUCACCAAUCAAGCUGGUGCUUGUUUCAGGAAACAUAGGAAAGAGAGAAGCAUAUGUGAUUGCUAAACAAUUUCACCCCAUCGAUGGUACUAAAAUCAAUGGCUUAGGAUGGAUGAUGGUAACAACAAAGCAAAUGGCCAAGUCUUUUGAUGUUUCAUCAUUUAUAGAGGUACUCACAAGGACCAUCUACUUUGCAACUAUGAAGAAUACAAAUUUGAAAAAAAAAAGGAUUGGGUACAAAUGCUGAUUACCUGAAUGCCAUGUGGAAUAGCCUAAGAAGCAGGGGGUUGGUGCUCCUCAAGUUGUGCAAUGUUGAUUACCUCAUCUUUCUAUUUUUUAUCAUAGCAGACUUACUUAGAGAAGGGAUGCUAGAGAAAUUGCAAAAUAUCAUGAAAUACGCAGUUGGCUCUUAGAGAAUGAUAGUUCAAAUUUGUGCUACCUAAGACUGACGGUAAUUUUUUAGUAGCACAGGAUCUGGAUAUUAGGUGGUAUAUACUACGUACUAUACCGCAGCAUGGAAACAUUAGAGAACUUUUAGACAAUCUAUGUCUUUGCUUGUUAUAAACUUUUUUUUUGUUUCUACACAUGUCAAUAAUAACGGUGAGAAUUGAUCUGGCACCGGACAUGGUAUAUUGAAUUUGUUUCAAACACUAUUCAAGUAGUCUUUAGUGUA